AUGGCCUCAAACAAACGCUUGGCCAACACACGAGACGUGGAGGCCAACCUGGCCAAUCUCUUCAAGCAAUUCUAUCACGAUAUCGUCAGCCAGGCUGGCCGCAUCGGGCCAGAUUUGCGCAUUCUUCAUGGCGCGACCGAGGCGGCCUUGGCCGGUGGCGUAGUAGAUGAUCGCGAGUAUUUCGUUGAAAACAUAAUUCAACUCGAGGCGUCGCUACCCAACGGCUCUACAGCCAGGGGUAGCCUCAACGCGGCGUUCAUAAAUAGGUUGUGGAACAACCUUCGACACCCACCCCUUUCGUACUUGGGAGAUGAGUUCAGGUACCGCACCGCUGAUGGGUCUAAUAACUUGAGGAACUCAUCAUAUCUUGAUUUGUCCCCUCUCUACGGCAAAAACGCAGAAGAGCAGACCAAGGUCCGGACUUUCAAGGACGGGCGGCUGAAGAAUGAUGUUUUUUCCGAAGACAGACUUCUGACGCAACCUCCUGGCGUUGGUGCUCUGAUGAUUGCCUUCAAUCGUUUCCACAAUUACAUGGUUGGAGAAUUGGCAACCAUCAACGAGGACGGGCGUUUCAGCCUUGCCGAAGGCGUGACACAAGGCCAACCAGAUUACGACAAGGCACAGCUGAAGCGCGACAACGAUCUGUUCCAGACAGGGAGACUUGUCACAUGUGGCCUCUAUGUGAAUAUUAUCCUGUCAGACUACCUCCGGAGUAUCCUAAACCUCAACCGGAAUCCCGUCCCUUCCGACUGGAAACUCGACCCUCGAGAGGAUUUCAGUCAAGUGUUCGAUUCACAGGGGACUCCUCUGGGAAUUGGGAAUCAAGUGGCACAGCGCUAUACCAUGUCCACCGACGACUUCCUGCAAGGGAUCCGCAAAUGGAGCUCCGAUCUGCCAGGGGAUCCGGGGAACUGGACAUUUGGUGGCCUUAUACGACAAGAAGAUGGGACAUUUCCGGAUGCUGAGUUGAUUCGGCUUCUGCAAGCAGGAACCGAGAAUAUUUCCGGCAAAAAUAUUCCCCGUGUUUUCAAGGCCCUGGAGGUUUACGGGAUACAGCAAGGGCGUCAAUGGGGCUUGGCGACGUUGAAUGAAUUCCGGCUGUUUUUCAAGCUGAAGCCAUACACGACUUUUAAGGGCAUUAAUCCGGAUCCGCUUGUUGCUGAAGCGCUGGAGGCGAUAUAUAGACAUCCAGACAACGUCGAACUCUACCCGGGGCUUCUAGCUGAAGAGACCAAGAAUCCCAUGGUGCCAGGCUCUGGAUUGUGUCCUGGAUUCACCACCUCUUUUGCGAUCCUGUCCGAUGCUGUUGCACUCGUUCGUGGCGAUAGGUUUUUCACGGUCGACUACAGCCCGUCGAACCUAACCAGCUUCGGAUAUACGGAGACUAGUUCUGACUUUGACGUUGCUGGAGGCGGAGUGAUGUACAAGCUCUUGAUGCGGGCGUUCCCUGGAUGGUACCGCGCAAAUAGCAUCUACGCGCUAUAUCCCUUCACUACGCCCGAGGCAAACCUUGAGACCUUCAAGAAGCUCGGCACAUCACAGAGGUUUGACUUCGGCAAGCCUUCGUUUAUUGGGCGGCCGACUCCAAUAACUACGUGGCAGGGGGUGGUGGAUGUUCUUAGUGACCAGGAGCGCUUCCAUGUACCAUGGGGCAAUCACACGUUCCAACUGACCCAUCAUGACUACAUGCUUAGCGGAGACGCCCCGGCGAAUACUGAACAGAGACAUUUUGUCCAGAAGUGCCUCUACAGUCCGGAGAACGGCCUCGAGGAAGUGAAACAGUUUUACGAGUCCAUCACCGCCAAGCUUAUUCGCCAGCAUAGCCACAAGAUCGGCGAGUCCCACCAGAUGGACAUUUUAUUCGACAUUCCUCUCCAGGAAAAUGGGGCAGGAUCCGACAACUACACAGGUAGGGAGCUGAGUGAUGUGCUUGCUAAUCUCUUCGGUUACGUCUUCCUCGACUUGGACACUGCCGAGUCAUUCAAGAAUCGCAUUAUAGCUGAAGCAGAUACGAAAAACCUUGGCGAGAAAAUGCAAGCCAGGGUUGCGGGGAUCAGAGCGCAAAGCUUCCCUUCCCUGCGUCAUGUGCUGCAACUACGCUCCAGUGAUGGAGCUCUAAAAAGCUACGGCGCGGAACUGGUCGAGAGACUGCUUGGGUCCCGGAAAGGGGUCGACGAGGCUGUGUGGACAAUUAUUCCCACUGCUGCUGCUGCAAGUGCUACUCAGUCGCAGGGUUGGGCUCAGAUGAUCGACCUGUACCUGUCUGACAAGUACCGCUCUCAUUGGCCUGCAAUCCAGAAGCUCGCGACGUCAGACGAGCCGGAAGCAUUCGACAAGCUGAAGAAGUACGCCUUGGAGGGCUUCCGCCUCUCCACUCCAGCCUUUGGGCUUCUCCGAACCGUCGUUGCAGAUACAAUGGACUUGAAAGACGGCCCCCGAGUUGUACCCGUGAAGAAGGGUGAUUCCAUAUUCACAGACUUUGUGACCGCCGGUCUGGACCCUUCCAAGUUUCCUGAUCCCUACGAGAUCAAGCUGGACCGGCCGGAUCACCUGUACAUCCAUCACGGCUGGGGCCCUCAUGCUUGUCUCGGCCGCCCGAUUGUGACCGUUGCCGGUGCCAGCAUGCUACGUGUGUGUGCCCGGCUGAGCAAUCUUAGAAGAGCACCAGGCCCCGCUGGAGAGAUGAAGAGCAAAACGGUAAAUGAAGCAUUCAAGGUGUACUUGGCUGAGAAUGGGAGCAAGUGGGGACCGUUUCCUGUUUCCAAAAUGGUCAUCUUUGAUAAGACCCCUAAUAUGUGA
Messenger RNA from Metarhizium acridum CQMa 102, 2799 nucleotides. NCBI's taxonomy places the organism in Eukaryota, Fungi, Ascomycota, Sordariomycetes, Hypocreales, Clavicipitaceae. The record is from RefSeq and is a predicted model, not a curated record.